Messenger RNA from Ziziphus jujuba (common jujube), 586 nucleotides. RefSeq lists its product as uncharacterized. The record is from RefSeq and is a predicted model, not a curated record. Lineage: Eukaryota; Viridiplantae; Streptophyta; Magnoliopsida; Rosales; Rhamnaceae. Bases 71 to 274 code for a protein of 67 amino acids. The transcript has 2 exons.
CAUAGCAGAGAGAUCGUAGAGAGAGAGAGAGAGAGAGAGAGAGAGUAAAAGGCAAAAAUGGGGGGAAGGAAUGGAGGUGAACAAGAACAGGUUCAUAGAAGAGUGGGGAUCAGCAAGAGAGAACCUUGAACACAACUUUCGCUGGACUCGCCGAAACUUUUUUCUCGUGGGCCUCUUCGGCAUCGCCAUUCCCGUCUUGGUCUACAAGGGCAUCGUCAGCGAAUUCCAUAAACAUGACGAGGAUGCAGGCAGACCAUACAAGAAGUUUAUUUGACUUGGCAGAGAAUGCUUUGCAUUUUAUGCGGUAGUAAAAUAAGGGUUUCAAUGGGAUCCUACAAUAUCAUAUCAGGAUAUGGAAAAUUUAUUCGCUUUUCUCUGUGUUACUCUGUGGCUUCUGAUGUUAGGGCAGUUUGCUACUUUGAAUUACAUUUUACAUUUUGUCAUUAAGUAAUACAACUUCAAAGAGCAUGUAGUAAUACAGGGUAUGUGAGGUUUCUUUGAAAGAAAUAGAAACUUAUUGAGUGAAAAAGAAUACAUUUCUUCCUGGAUAGAAGGAAUUAACGAAGCAGGUCCUUCCUUUUCAUAA